AUGUUCCGCUCAAUCGCCACCUCAGGUUUAAGAACCACUAAAGCUGCUGCUCCAUUCGCUACUAGAAAUGCUUCUAGUUUUGCCAGUUCCACAAUUAUUGGUCGUCUUGGUCAAGAUUUUGAAGUUAGAGAAGGUGCUAAUGGUAAAAAAUAUUUACCAUACAGUAUUGCUGUUAACAAAUACAACAAAGAUGCUCCACCAAAUUGGUUCCCAAUUGUUGUUUUCAACGAACAACAAAUUGAUUUCUUAACUACUUAUGCUAAGAAAGGUGCUUUACUUCAUGUUGAAGCUACUCCAGAUAUUCAAGUUUAUGAAACUGAAGAUGGUCAAAAACAAUACAGAACUAGUUUCAUUCAAAGUAUGUAUUCAUGA
This is a messenger RNA of Hansenula ciferrii, 372 nucleotides long. It is a transcript of the gene RIM1, whose product is annotated as Rim1p. Gene Ontology annotation, cellular component: mitochondrial nucleoid. The record is from RefSeq and is a predicted model, not a curated record. The transcript is spliced from 2 exons. Bases 1 to 372 code for a protein of 123 amino acids. Gene Ontology annotation, molecular function: single-stranded DNA binding. Gene Ontology annotation, biological process: mitochondrial DNA replication; positive regulation of helicase activity. Lineage: Eukaryota; Fungi; Ascomycota; Saccharomycetes; Phaffomycetales; Wickerhamomycetaceae.